AUGCCGCACUGCAUCACCAGCAUCCAGCGGGCCAGACGAGACCACUCAAAGGGCCGUGGCACCCUCGAUGGCUCCUUAGCGCCAUCAUAUGGGAGGUAA
Molecule: messenger RNA, 99 nt
Organism: Colletotrichum abscissum
Lineage: Eukaryota; Fungi; Ascomycota; Sordariomycetes; Glomerellales; Glomerellaceae
Exons: 1
Coding region: 1-99 (32 amino acids)
Source: RefSeq, a predicted model, not a curated record